CAUUGUUUGAGCAUUUGCGUGCCCUUGCAUUUCACUUCCCCUCCGUCAUCUCUCGCGUGAAGUUUGCUUCCGUACUGGAGCUGUGGACUGUGUUUCUUCUCUCCCUCUCUCUCUCUAGAAACGCAUCUUCGACGGCGAUAAUUUGAUCUGCUUUUGGAGGCGGCUUAAAGGAGAUUGAAAAGUAAACUCUAAAGUACUCCUUAAACUCGCAAAGAUGACGGUUACACCCAAGAUCUCUGUCAACGACGGGAACCUUGUGGUUCAUGGGAAAACCAUACUUACUGGGGUUCCUGAAAACAUUGUGCUUACCCCAGGAUCUGGCAUAGGCCUUGUCGCAGGUGCUUUCAUUGGUGCCACAGCUUCUCACAGCAAAUGUCUCCAUGUCUUUCCAGUUGGUGUCUUGGAGGACGUGCGCUUCAUGUGCUUAUUUCGUUUCAAGCUCUGGUGGAUGACCCAGAGAAUGGGGACGUGUGGGAAAGAUAUUCCACUGGAGACUCAGUUCAUGCUCAUCGAGAGUAAGGACAGCAGUGAAGGAGAAGAUGCCCCGACUAUCUACACUGUUCUUCUGCCUAUUCUUGAAGGGCCAUUCCGAGCAGCACUUCAAGGAAACGACAAGAGCGAGCUGGAGAUCUGCCUUGAGAGUGGAGAUGAUUCGGUUGAGACAGACCAAGGACUUCACCUUGUUUACAUGCAUGCUGGGCUCAAUCCCUUUGAAGUCAUUGAUCAGGCUGUCAAAGCUGUUGAGAAACAUAUGCAAACAUUUCAUCACCGAGAGAAGAAGAAGUUGCCUGCUUUCCUGGACUGGUUUGGAUGGUGCACAUGGGAUGCGUUUUACACUGAUGUCACUGCUGAGGGUGUUGAAGAAGGGCUCGAGAGCUUGUCUAAGGGAGGUACACCACCACGCUUUCUGAUCAUAGACGAUGGUUGGCAGCAGAUUGGCAAUGAGGCAAAGAAUGAUGCCAAUUGUGUUGUACAAGAAGGAGCUCAGUUUGCGAACCGGCUAACAGGAAUCAAAGAGAAUGCAAAGUUCCAAAAGAAUGGAAAAACCAAAGAACAGGACUCAGGUCUGAAACAUGUUGUGCAAGAUGCCAAGGAACAGCACAAUGUCAAGUUCGUCUAUGUUUGGCAUGCUCUUGCGGGUUACUGGGGUGGAGUGCAGCCUGCAGGUCCGGGGCUGGAACACUAUGACACUGCUUUGGCAUAUCCUGUGCAAUCUCCCGGUGUGAUGGGGAACCAACCAGACAUUGUCAUGGAUAGUCUUGCCGUGCAUGGGUUGGGCCUUGUCCCUCCUAAGAAAGUGUUCAAUUUCUACAACGAGCUUCACGCCUAUUUGGCUUCCUGUGGAGUAGAUGGAGUUAAAGUUGAUGUGCAGAACAUCAUUGAGACUCUCGGAGCUGGUCACGGAGGCAGAGUUUCUCUUACUCGUAGCUACCAUCAAGCCCUCGAAGCUUCCAUUGCUCGCAACUUUGCUGAUAAUGGAUGCAUCUCUUGCAUGUGCCACAACACUGAUGGAAUCUACAGCGCCAGACAGACUGCUGUCGUCAGAGCUUCUGACGAUUACUACCCUCGUGAUCCUGCUUCUCACACCAUCCACAUUUCUUCAGUAGCUUAUAACACCAUUUUCUUAGGGGAAUUCAUGCAGCCUGACUGGGAUAUGUUUCACAGCCUGCACCCUGCUGCUGACUAUCAUGCUGCAGCUAGAGCUAUAGGAGGAUGCUCAAUAUAUGUGAGUGACAAGCCCGGUAACCACAACUUUGAGCUCUUGAAAAAACUGGUUCUUCCUGACGGAUCAGUUCUUCGUGCACAGCUUCCUGGACGCCCCACAGUAGACUGCCUCUUUGUUGAUCCAGCAAGAGACGGGACAAGCUUGCUCAAAAUCUGGAAUGCAAACAAGUGUUCUGGAGUAGUUGGCGUCUUCAAUUGCCAAGGUGCAGGGUGGUGCAAGAUAGAGAAGAAGACGCGCAUCCAUGAUGCCUCCCCUGGCACACUCACUGGCUCCGUUCAAGCUAUGGACGUUAAUGGCAUUGCCCAACUUGCUGGACCAGAAUGGAAUGGUGAUGCCAUUGUGUAUGCACAUAGAUCUGGCGAGGUAGUCCGCCUGCCUAAAGGCGCAUCCCUCCCAGUCACGCUCAAGGUUCUUGAAUACGAGCUUUACCACAUAUGCCCUCUCAAGAAGAUCACAUCAGACAUUUCCUUGGCGCCAAUUGGCUUGCUCGACAUGUUCAACAGUGGUGGCGCUGUGGAGCAGUGCGACAUCUCUGGUGGCACCGUCACACUCAAAGUCAGGGGAUGUGGGCGUUUUGGCUUCUACUCUUCUGAGAGGCCAUUGAAGUGCACUGUGGGAGGCAGUGAGACUGGAUUCGACUAUGAAUCCGGCACGGGACUAGUGAGUCUGUCCAUCCCAGUGCCAGUGGAGGAAAUGUACAGAUGGGCUAUUGAGAUCCAAUACUGAGGGUCUACAGAGAUAAAGGAGUCGUGUUCCUUGUUUUCUAAGAUUGUAACUCUAUAGGAAUAAGUGCAAUGUGUUGUUGUGCCAAUUAUCUCAUAAUAUAUGUAUCUUUCCUUGCAAUUUCA
Messenger RNA from Salvia hispanica, 2574 nucleotides. RefSeq names its product seed imbibition 2 (gene SIP2). The record is from RefSeq and is a predicted model, not a curated record. Gene Ontology annotation, molecular function: raffinose alpha-galactosidase activity. NCBI's taxonomy places the organism in Eukaryota, Viridiplantae, Streptophyta, Magnoliopsida, Lamiales, Lamiaceae.